UGCUUUAGAUUGACUGAAUCGUUCUGAGAGUGUUACAUUUUGUCGGUCUGGUUGUAUUCGCUAGGAAGUGUUCUGCAGUGGAAGCCACUAUUUGACAGGCGAGACUCGCAUCCUGGAAUUUCAGACAUCAAUAUCCACGCGAUUACUAAAUAAUCUAUUUUUCGCUUUUUACGCAAUGGAACCAGAUAGUCAAUGGAUUUAAAUCUGACUGCUCAGACUUGAUCGCUGCCGUCUACCACAGCAGCUCCUGUCUAAAAACGUCUGCUCUCCAGACUGUGGCUACUACAAGAUUAUACGCCGCAAACAUGGGAACGGUGCUGUCUAUAUCCCCAACAUUAAACAAGGGGACUCUUCUGGAUUGCAAAAAAGACAGUGACCACGCAAUCAAAACGGGUAGCGUAAAGAAACCGUCCAUGCUUGUCUCAGCCCUCACAUUUAAGAGAAUGGUUUGCGACUCGACCAAGAACAAAAACGACAAGAAAGUCAAUCCAGUCGUUGCACAGGUCAGCAACAAACACAACGACCAGUUAAAUACUGAAAAUAAUCCGAAAUCACAGCCACCAAUCCGGGACAAUCCUGUACCAGUGCCGACGGUUCCGUCCCAAAGCCUUCUUCCUACUCAACCCCAGAUCCCCUCUGAGAAUGUUAAGCUCUUACCUGUCCAAAAGCAACCUAGCCAAGGAAGCAUCCUCUCACCAAGGCGGGUGAUUAUCCAGGCGUCGACAGGGGAACUGUUGCGCUGCCUGGGAGAAUUCAUGUGCCGGAGAUGCUACAAAGUUAAGAUCACUUGUAGUGAAGUAAUCCUGUGGUUCCGAAAUGUCGAUCGAACCCUUCUCCUCCAAGGCUGGCAGGACCAAGGAUUCAUUACACCAGCUAACCUGGUUUUCGUCUACUUGCUCUGUAAGGAAUCGAUACCCAACGAUAUUGACAACGCAUUUGAACUCCACGGCAUCUUUCUGCUCUGUCUCUUUCUAUCCUACUCUUAUAUGGGUUGCGAGAUAUCUUACCCUUUGAAACCGUUCAUGGUAAUGGCCAAAGAGGAGGAUUUUUGGGAUAGUUCUGUGAACAUCAUCAAUAACACGAGUGCCAAAAUGUUGCAGUUAAAUGCAGACCCGCACUUUUUCACGCAGGUGUUUCAAGAGCUGAAAGAUGAAGGAGAGUCAAAAGACAAAGACUUGGACCGUUAAAACGAAAACUCAGACGAUUUUUUCACAAACAAUGGAAUCGUGAAUUCAAAACAAUAUUUAGCCUAACAGUAUUCCAGCCAUAGGCCUUCUACAUUUGGAAAGUACUACCUAUUAGUUUCGAGAGAAUUCAUGUGGUCUUUUGUUGAAAACAAUUACUACUAUUGUAGCCUUCGGACAACGAUUAAUUAAAUGCAUGCUAAAGUAUUUCAGCUGUAGGCCUAUCCAUGUUUGCAAAAAAAAGGGUAGGAUCAUCACAGGGACACCAUAAUAAAUGGUUACAGUAAUUUUGUAAUUGCCUCAAAAUUUUCAAUUUUGCAGUGCUUUUGUGUUUUAGACGUCAAUAGCCUAUGUUAUGGGCCGAGAGGCGGAGCUAUCCAAGGUACUGGAUGGCCGUACGCAUCCUAUUGAAGGCAAUGCUAGUCCUUUGGAGAGGAGACUACAAAAAGGGAUGUAGCCUGCUAGUAAAGAAAUUGUUUACUGUCAUUUGUGCCAAAAUCGGUAGACUGAAAACUGGUUUACAUCAAAUAUUUAUUUUUAAACUGAUUAGCAGAUUUUGUUUUGCGUUUAACAAUUUGUUUAUGUGAUUGCUGGUUAAAGCAACAUAGAAAAUAAUAGUUAAUCUGGUUUAUGUAUUUAUUUAGCCCUUUGUGUUAAAUUGUACAAGUACAAGAGUUACUGGGCUAACUUCGCAGUUUCUUUUCAGCAUUAUUGGUGUAUCUCCAUCUUCUGUUACUCUGCAACAUUGGAGUUGAUAUGCAGCUAUUUGCACAGUCUGAAAGAAGGCCCUGGCAAGUGGCAAUACUAUGUAUUAGUAAUAAUUUAAAUGAGUUCCCAUUCAAUAACAGUGAAGCAUUUCCUUUAUUUCUACAUUUAGUGUCGUGGUAAAAGUAUUGUUCUCCGAAGCACUGGACUCCCAGAGAAGACGUCCUUUUCUUUGACUGAAUUUGUUCACUGUUAGCAAAUCUGUUACUUGUGCUUAUUUGCUUUGUAUGUUGGAUCAUACACAGGUUUUUCAAACAAUGUGAUUAUGUGCUUAGAACAAUAAACACCUCUGGGAAUAUUUCUCAUUUCUGGAGAUCAGUUUGGAAACAUAAAAUAAAAAAAUUAAAUGAUU
Messenger RNA from Esox lucius (northern pike), 2301 nucleotides. RefSeq names its product cyclin-dependent kinase 5, regulatory subunit 2b (p39) (gene cdk5r2b). The record is from RefSeq and is a predicted model, not a curated record. Gene Ontology annotation, biological process: activation of protein kinase activity; positive regulation of cyclin-dependent protein serine/threonine kinase activity; brain development. NCBI's taxonomy places the organism in Eukaryota, Metazoa, Chordata, Actinopteri, Esociformes, Esocidae. The transcript has a single exon. Gene Ontology annotation, cellular component: protein kinase 5 complex; cytoplasm. The coding region runs from base 306 to 1187 and encodes 293 amino acids. Gene Ontology annotation, molecular function: cyclin-dependent protein serine/threonine kinase activator activity; protein kinase binding.